GUCGAUGCUUGAGAGAAGAACGUCGAUUCAAUAAUACGAAUUUCAUCUGAAACGAUACUUAUUACCUUCUAUCGGCGGUAUCUUCUCCUCCCUGUUUAACCGAAAAGUGGGAACUGGUGACCAGGAAGUGCCGAGGAGAAUAUGCCAAAGAAUCGAAAUGGGAGGACUUCGACUACUCCAAAUGCCUUCGGUCUAACCAGUUUUCAGCCAAUCCGCCCCCUCGCCGAUGCGUGCCGGGAUACGACGUCUGGAAUUUCGAUCUGUGUGUGCGACAAUACCAAGAGGAAUUAAACUGGUCGGAUGCGGUCGGAGAAUGCGGCAAAAACGGCGGAUACUUAUUUUCUCCCCGCAUCGACGCUAGUAAUCGGGUGGAGGAUUUCGACUUCUUUUUCGAACCGGGUGAAUAUAAAUUGCGGGAAUUCGUCCGCACAAAAAUUGUAAAUUUCGCGGGGAAAAGUAAACUGGUGUCAUUUCCUCAGGAACGACAAAUGAACUAUGGUUGGGAGGACGCCGAAAUGCCGGCCAGUUUCAGUGGAUGGCGUUUUAUCCAGAAACCAUAAACGCAAGCGGCGCCACAAAAUUUCGUUGGGAGAAAGGACAACCCGCGCCGGGCAACGACUGUCUGAGCGGAGUAAUUGGCCGGCAAGAAAUUCUUCUGUACAGCCGACGGUGCCGGGAGAAACGGCCUUUCUGGUGCAUGCAUAAAGCGUUCGGUGCAAAACAGUUACCCUCUAAUUGUCCCGACGGUUGGAAAAGCUUGCCUUGGCUGCGGAAGUGUUACCAGCAGACGGAAAAAAAAUGAAUUGGAGGCGAUGGCGAGAGUAUUGCGGAGAACGAGGAGGAAAAUUGGCCACCCUCGAGCUCCCCGAAGUCAAUACCUUGGUUAAAAGUUUAAUAUUGGAGCGUAACCAUACAAAUUACGGCUGGUGGAUCGGACUUCGGAGAUCGGACGAAGGAUUCAUUUGGGAGGACGAAGGCGAAACCGUUCGGUACGUGGAUUGGGGGGCGGAUACGGAUUUCGGACCGAAUUACACGGCCGGAUUAGUGAAGAUCGUAAGAUACCGCAUUUUCUGGUCUCUGGACGAUCCAGAAAAAGAUUACUUUGGCAUCUGCGAAUCGACGGUCGAAGAUUCUAGAGUUUCCUGCGAAAUAAUCGUUGUUUCCGAAGGUGUAUUCAAAUGCCUUUGUAGUAAAAGUUAUUACAAAAGUGUCACGUGGUAUAAAGAUGGCGUUAUCGUCAAUGGAACGAGAGGAUUGACUACCGGCGGCGACGAAUAUUUAACCGUACGAAAUUUACUUUCUACAAAUACGAGCUUAGCCCGGGGUCGACUCCAGGGCUAUUAUUGGUGCCGGGUGGAUCAGAAGCGACCUUUCGUCUCCGUCGCUUCGCCCCGGAUACUUUUCACCUUCAAAGACGUGUGGACGUUCGUCGGCGAGUUCGAUUCUUCUACGGACUUUCUUCGAUUAGAUCCGAGCACGGAGGAAUAUUUUAUUCGAUGUCGGAACAUCGGCGAAAAGAUCGAAAAAGCUUUAACUUCCGUCCGACAGACUGCCGUACACGUACAUCGACUAUCGGAGACAAAGGGUAAAAUAAAAGUAAACUUUUUCAUCUACACGCGCUCUUCGAGUAAGAAGAGAGAAACAAAAGUGGACGAAAAUAAAGAGAAGUUAUUAAACGAACUGCAGAACCGAAUGACCCGUAGUUCCGGUUUAUUAUCGGAAUUGAAAAUAUCGCCGGAAAGUAUUCGAAUAAAAAAUACAGACGGUUGCUUUUCGACGACAACGGAGGUGGGCGACAGAAACGUAACUUGGCCUAGAAAAAAUUUCGGUGAAAUCGCUUUACCCCUAGAAGACUGCGUGACCGACAGAGGCGAUCCCGUGGUUAGAAGGUGCUUGGGAAAUUUCACUUACGGCGCUUAUUGGGGUCCCGUGGACGGAAAAUGCCGGGGAGAACUCUCCGUCCUCACUCUACAAUUGAAAGAAUUAUCUACGAGCGAUGAAGUAAACGUUACCAAAGAGUUAAGUAAUUUAGUAAACGAGUGGCCUCGAAUUCGAGCAAUCGACAUUCACUACGUGGCUACUUGCUUGGAGAAAGUUUCCACCAAACCAAAUUUCCAAAAUCCACAAGAAUCGUUCGAAGAAAUCGCCUCGACCAUCGACAAUUUAAUGAAGAUGGACUCUUCCGUUUUGGCCUCGGCAAAUACGAAAACCAACGCUUCUUCCAGAAUUACAGCUUCGCUGGAGAGUAUGCUAGAGGCCAAUAACGUUUUUAUAAAUACAAGUAACGAAAAUAUAAUUAUUGCUUCUCACCCGCUGACCUCGGAAAAUGUGGAGGUCGGAAUAUUUCUACCCCUGGAUACAAACCGGGUGAAGAGUUUACACCAGGAUACAUUAUUAAAUGACGAAUAUAGAGUAAGAAUACGUCUCCCUCCGGACGUGUCGAAAGAGAAAGCUUCGUCUAACGCCACUUUUAAUUACGUCGUAUACGAGAACGAUGCCAUGUUCUUCACCCACCGCACCGAUCGAGCCGUAGUCAGUGACGUUCUGUACGCCCGACCGACCGGAGCUCCCGUUCGUUUGCCUGCCAAAAGAAUAGAAAUCGCAUUUCGAGUGUUCACGGUUCCCGGUCAAAUACCCCGCAGUUCGAGGUGCGUUUUUUGGGAUUAUUCCGCCAACCGUAAAAUGGGAGAUUGGUCCGAUCUGGGUUGCGAAAUAACAAACCGAACCGCCCGUCGAGUGGUAUGUCAUUGCGAUCACAUGACUAACUUCGCCGUUUUGGUGAAUUUACAUCCGGAUUACGUGGAGCGAAAGAUACACGCCGUAGUCUUGGAUAUUUUCACCUACGUGGGGUGCGCGCUUUCCAUAAUGGGGCUCGUAUUAACACUAAGCAGUUUCGUGAUGUUCAAAAAACUGAGAAAAGGAGUGGUGAGCAAGGUUCUGUGCAAUUUGGCAUCGGCCAUAUUGUUAAGUCUGAUCGUUUUCGUUUCGGGAAUCGAUCAAAUCUCGUCCAAGAGGGGGUGUAUAUUUGCGGCCGCUCUCUUGCAUUAUUCGUUGAUGGCCUCGUUCUGUUGGAUGUUGAUAGAGGCCUUGCAGCAAUAUCUGAAACUAGUCAAGGUGCUGGAUACUUACAUCCCCAAAUUUAUGCUCAAAGCAUCCGUUUUUGCCUGGGGAACUCCUUUACUCAUCGUGGCCGUAAUAAUGUCCGUCGAUUAUAAAUUGUACCACGGAGGAAAAAAUUAUUAUUGGCUUCAAAUAGGAGCAUUCUAUUAAGGAUUCCUCUUGCCGGUGGGAAUAGUUAUGCUGGUCAACUUGGUGGUAUUCUGUUUGGUCUUUUAUUCCGUCGCCUGGGCGAAAAAGCCGAAGCUGAAGACGGAUGACAAGAAACUGGUUUUGGUACGGGUAAGGGCGGCAGUUUGCAUUUUAACCCUUUUAGGACUGUCGUGGACGUUGGGUUUCUUCGCCAUAAGCAGCGCGAAAUUAGUGUUUAAAUAUCUGUUCACCAUUUUCGUCACUCUUCAGGGAUUCGUCAUCUUUCUGCUUCAAAUCGUCUGCAACAAAAGUGCCAGAGAUUUAUGGAUAAAGCAUUUUCGACGAAAACGCUCUGUCGGCGUAGAAGAUUCUGUCAUGUUCAGUAUUAUCAGGAAAAACAAUCGAUAACAAUUUCUUUAAAUCUAUUUUACUGUAUUAAAACGUGUUUUGAGAUUGUGUAUUUCGCAGUAUUUUUAACUUUUCAUUAAUGUUUGAGAAGGACGUAUUUUCUAAACGGGUUUCAUACGCACCGGAUGGGUGGUCGGCGGCCUGCGAUCGGCUCGUAAGAAAUCUUUGCGUUGUAUCCGAUUUCUGCGUAAUAUAUACCGAGUUUAUUAUAAUUUGCGAUAAAAUUUAGUGGCGUAACAUGUAAAUAUCGCUCGGUUUACGUGUAAAGCCAUAAAUAGACGAGUAAAUUUACCCGUUACACUUUUAUACGAAUCCGAAAUUAUAGAAAUGUAAACCAACCUCCUCGUCACCUUUCUCAAACACGUUCAUUAAAAGUUAUUGCAUUUAAU
Molecule: messenger RNA, 4046 nt
Organism: Centruroides sculpturatus (bark scorpion)
Lineage: Eukaryota; Metazoa; Arthropoda; Arachnida; Scorpiones; Buthidae
Product: adhesion G-protein coupled receptor G6-like
Exons: 21
Coding region: 799-3270 (823 amino acids)
Biological process (GO): G protein-coupled receptor signaling pathway; cell surface receptor signaling pathway
Cellular component (GO): membrane
Molecular function (GO): G protein-coupled receptor activity
Source: RefSeq, a predicted model, not a curated record